Molecule: messenger RNA, 1554 nt
Organism: Cyclospora cayetanensis
Lineage: Eukaryota; Apicomplexa; Conoidasida; Eucoccidiorida; Eimeriidae
Product: putative 3-phosphoinositide-dependent protein kinase 2
Exons: 9
Coding region: 1-1554 (517 amino acids)
Biological process (GO): intracellular signal transduction; peptidyl-serine phosphorylation
Molecular function (GO): ATP binding; protein serine/threonine kinase activity
Source: RefSeq, a predicted model, not a curated record
AUGAAGAAGGGUUUUUUGGCAUCAGCUGGCCCUAAAUGCUCCAAAAUUAGGCCGCCACAGCGACAGACACCAAAGACGGCUGAAGGGAAGUACACUUUUGACCACUUCGAGCUUGAGCGGUUCCUCGGGAAUGGCAAUUUUUCUGAAGUCUUUGAAGUUACGGAGAAGGGCACCGCGAACACAUUCGCCCUCAAAGUAUUUAAUCGGAAUGAUGUAAUGCGCCUCAACAAGGUAGACGACGUCCGGAUGGAGCGCCACGCAAUGCUGAGACUCAAUGAUCCUGGCCACCCUAAUAUAAUCCGGCUUCUAGAUACUUUUAAGGAUGAGCACCGCGUUUGUUUCCUUUAUGAACUAGCCGAAGGUGGAGAGCUGUGGGAGUACGUGAAAUAUGCCGGAAUCAUGGACAAGGCUUGGGCCCUUCGCAUUAUCUCGCAGCUGGUCUCAGCAGUAGAGUACCUACACUCCAAGAACAUCGUUCACAGAGACUUGAAGGCGGAAAACCUGGUUCUCACCAGAGAUGGAGUUUUGAAAUUAAUUGACUUGGGCAACGCUAUGGAUUUGGAUCACCCCGAAGUUGCAGCUCCUGGGCUAGGAACCUACCUGCCGCCCACCUUGCUCAGGAUGAGCAGCCGCAGGGCGAUCCGGCGCCCCACAUUUCAACAUUACGUGGGAACGCCGCAGUUCAUGCCGCCUGAGGCGAUCAAGAACCAAGACAGCGGAAAGCUGAGGGAUCUGUGGAGCCUUGGAUGUACGAUCUACCAAAUACUAGCAGGAAAUCCCCCGUUCAGCGGGUCCACCGACUACUUUAUUCUACUGCGGGUCGAGGCCAGAUCUCUGGAAUUUCCCCCCGACUUCGAUCCUUUUGCCCGGGAUCUCGUGGAGCGGCUCCUAGUGGCGGAACCCGCCAAGCGGCUGGGUGCAAACGGCUUCGAAGAGAUAAAAAGUCAUCCCUUUUUCCCGCCGGGAUGUUUUGACCAGUCCAGCCUUCCAAGCGAUGCCAUGGACAAGGCCCGCCAGGGCAAGUACAUGCAGCAGCAAAGCCAAACUCUAAAACGUUCGUCCGACUCGCUGAAAGCUGAACAAGUGGAAGCGCCAAGUGGGGAGGCCUGUGAAAUUCGCUCUGAUUUGGAAGCAGGCACUGCUCCCGCGGGCGAGCAUGCCUUCUCCUCUGCUAGCAAGCAACGCGACGGGAGCGGCCAGGGGGAACAUGCGGCAGGCUGCAGGUCGCUUUCUAAGGGAGGCUUUGGGUCGUCGGAUGCGUAUAUCAGCGUUGAGUCUAUCGAAGAGCUGCUGGAUCACGUAGUUCCGCGCGCAGUGCGAGAACAGCCCAAGGCAGAAAUGCCUCCCCAUGUGCGGAUCCUCGUGGAGCGCCUCGAGUAUUUUCUGCGCAGUCAAGGCAGUCAGUUCUCUAGGGAAUGCACCAUGGCCGAUGAAUGGGACCUUAGGCACGAGGCUUGUGCGGACUCCAGUGAUGAAGGAGAGUGCGAAGGCAACGGUGACUCCCAAACGUCAAAGCGAGACACUGACAUCGAUGUCGGGGGUGCGAGCUCAUAG